CACAAAACUUGCCUGAAACAUUAAAAUAUCGUGAUCCCCAACCUCUUGCCAAGGGUAGUGGUUCCUCUUGGGACUUUCAAGCCUCAGAAGCUUUGAAACAAAUACUUAAGAAUGCUAUUCGUGAUCAUUUCAAAUUUUGGAAGGCUGGACAACUUGAUAAAAUAAAAAUACCGCAAUACUUCAUUCUAGCCGGAGCUGGUGAAGGAAAAUCUCGCACUGCACAGGAAUUGCCAAAUUUGUUGAUCGAAUAUACAAAUGAUGAUAUUAACUUACAAAAUCGACUAAAGUCUGCUUUUGUGUUUAAUAUAUCAUUUGAAAAUGGAACCAAAUUAACUGGGAUGGAAAAAACUAAUUGCAUUAAUGCAAUUGGUAAUCGAAUGCUUUUUCAGUUGUUACAACAGCCUGGUGAAUCUUGGAGUGUGUUUAUGAAUCGAUAUGAUGCAGCACCAGAAGAUGUAUUGCAUAGAAUUGCCAAAUAUUACAAUCAGAAAUUCAAUGAUCUUAAUGUGAUUAUUAUUCUGGAUGGGCUUCAGAUAGCAUUGGAUAACCUCGAUGAUGGAAAGAAUAAACGGUCUUUUUUUUAUGAUUGCAUCACCACGCUUGGCAUCCUUUCAACUUUAGGUCCAUUUAUUAUUAAUUGUUGUACAGCUACAAUCAGCAUGCCCAUUCACGAUUUCCUUGCCAGUUCAGCUCAAUUAAGAAUAUUUCUUCCAACUUCAUUAUUGAAACCUCCCAAAAUAAACAACAGUCCUGUUUUUGCCAAUGAUCCAGUGAUAAAAAUGCUCAUUGAUGAUAUGGGAGGCCACGGACGUGCAUUAGAGGCUUUGGGUGAAGUAAUUAUUGGUAGAGAUUUGAGUGAAGUCAAUUUUAUCGACCUAAUAAAUGAUGUGCGAUCAACUCUUUUAAAAAAUUAUUCAGGAUGGGUAAAUAAAACACAAUAUCUGAAACCUAUGCUUCGUAUUAUUCUAUCACACACACCUGUUAGGAAAGAUGAUAUUAUUACUGGGUUUAAUGGAAAUGAAAUAAAAAUAGAUGAUUUGAUUCAAUUUGGACUUAUUAGGUUUGAAAGUUCAGAUCCUGAUCAAGUUGGUGGUCAUCUAUCGUGUCCAUAUAUUUGGUUAUGGAUUAUGGCUCAUGCAAAUAAUUACAAUGAAAAAGAUCCCUUGCUACGGAAUUGGGAUUUUGCAUACUAUAAGGUGGUACUUAAUAGAAGUGGAGAAUCUAGUAUCCCACCUGGUUGUCAAUAUUGGCAACAUUUUGAAUAUUUUGUUGCACAAUUUCGUUCACUAAAAUCAUACGUCUAUGAGGAAGGACAACAAGUUAAUCUCUGUACUAUUCAUAAUGGUGCAAAACAUAACUUUAUCAAAAAUUCCAUGAUAUAUAAUCAAAAUCUUAUAUUGACACAUUCGGUUAGGAGAGUCAGCACCAAGUCUGGGGAUUAUAAUCAAGAUACAAAAAUCUUGUGUCAGGCUGAAGAAGUUGACAUUGCGGAAGGAAAACAUAUUGUAGUCAAUGCACCUAGUGCUAAAUAUUCUGAUAGCUUUUGUCCAAUAAAAAUGGUAAAUACUGGUCAACUACAAAUGGAAACACACCAAUGCAAAUUGAUAAACAGCAGCAUUUCUCAACAAAAAUUUGAUGAUGAACAUAAAAAAGCAACAAGUCAAGGGGAUAUUUUUAUUUUAUAUACAUCAACAUCUUGCAAGGGACUUGAGCUUCGAAACCCAAUGUCGGCUAUUAUUAGUAAAGAAAAUUGGAAAGAAUACUUUGGUCCUUUUGCUGGGAGGUGCUACAAUUAUGCCUUGGGACCACCAGAUAUUAAUAAAGCAACAUAUACCCAGUUGACUGGAAUUGAGAAAAUUGGAAAAGAACGUGCUAUCAUUAUCAUGAAAGAACGAAAAAGACUCGAAUUCUCUGAUAAGGAAGAUUGUAACAUGAGGACCAAAAUUCCGCGUCAAGACCUUGAUCCCUUUUUUCGGGAUAAUGAGUAA
Molecule: messenger RNA, 1988 nt
Organism: Acaulospora colombiana
Lineage: Eukaryota; Fungi; Glomeromycota; Glomeromycetes; Diversisporales; Acaulosporaceae
Source: the annotation of a GenBank genome assembly